Messenger RNA from Mesorhabditis spiculigera, 456 nucleotides. Lineage: Eukaryota; Metazoa; Nematoda; Chromadorea; Rhabditida; Rhabditidae. The record is from the annotation of a GenBank genome assembly.
AUGCAUUUCCAAAUUUGCGUGCUAAGCUUGGCGUUCGGGUUGAGCAUAUGUUGUUGCCCUGCCGGCUAUUAUACUGUACGGGACAAUCCGGCUUGUUUCACUUUUUUGAAAGCCAAAAAUUUCGAAGACGGUGUGCAGCAAUGCCGAAACGCUAGCGGCAUUCCCUACAAAAUCUCAAACAUUUUCGUGAACAAAAAUCUCUACCUGUGGUCGAAUUCGUCGACGAGAGUAAUCGCGGAUGAAUACUAUCUGGGUAUCCGGCGUCGGGAUGAAGUGUGGCUUUAUUGGGACGGGAGUUCAGUCGACUACUUACAUUGGGGACCAGGCCAACCCGCUCCCAAUUCGAAUAAUCUGACCAACAGCGCCGCGAUGCCGCUGGUGCGAAAAAGUGACGGGUGGAUAACUGUGGCUGAGAUCCGUCCACUCCCGUUCCUUUGCGGUCAUGCUCCCGAAUGU